AUGUAUUACUGUGUCCUGAUUCUAACCAUCUUUGUGCUCACAGUCGUCAAAGGUCACCCUGGUGUCUCCCCUUCGGGAUUCCCUUCACACAACGACGACCUACACAAAGCAGUCCAGACUUACAUUACCUGGGGUUCUACAUCAGGAAAACCGGCAGCAGACUGUAAUCGGUUUCUAUCCAUCUUCGCAUACAACAGAACGUGGGCAAGCCCCUUCGCGGGCACCCAGUUCUUCUCCUACGACGUCGACAAAAGCUGCCAACAGCUAAACAAUAACCUCUCCUGGCACGUGGCAUCUCAACCGGCUGGGAACUACCUCUACCCCUUCUAUGACAGACAAGUCUCCAGCAUAUGGCAGGUCGCAUUCACUUGGAGGGCAGUAGGUGGAGCCAACGAAUGGAGCAAAGUGCUCACAUUCAAGCAGUACGACUUCGAGAUCAUCACCACUCUGUGGUUUCAACGCUAUGACAACAACGUCAGCUACGUGUUUGCGGCGAAAGACUUUUUCUGGCCUGCAGCAGGAGAUGCGUUUCCUGACCCUCUACGAGCUAUGGUCGAAAAGUACGCCUCGUUCUUGGGCGGAGACUGCAGCAGGUGGGCGGAGCUAUUCCUAACUGAGGUCGCCUCUAUUGGUGUCAGUAAUGGGACGUUUUACGGACCGUCACAGAUCAAAAGAUAUUGCAGCAGAAUGAUGUCCAUGUGGAGUUCAUAUGUUUUUACUACUCGUCAAAUGAGCUACUCUGUCAACCCUUACACGGAGAGCGUCGAGAAUGUGGGAUUUACAUGGACGAGGACUGGAGUUCGUGAGGAACGAGUGUGCAGUGAAGAAGUGCUGACGCUGCUGACUGUACAGCCUGACGACAGCCCGACAAGAGAUCUCAAAAUUAGUACAGCAAUGGAGUAUUUUCAACCUAGCCCAGUAUGUUGAGUGGACUGCAUAGAAUACUGUAAAUAGGUGCAAGCUAGUAUGCUUGAAACAGAACAAGCACUUAUCGUCAAUUCUUCAUACGUAGAAAUUUCCUUAGCAAUGCCUUUGAUAGACUGGUGAUAAAAAGCAGAGUUUGCA
Messenger RNA from Corticium candelabrum, 1065 nucleotides. RefSeq lists its product as uncharacterized. Bases 1 to 927 code for a protein of 308 amino acids. The transcript has a single exon. NCBI's taxonomy places the organism in Eukaryota, Metazoa, Porifera, Homoscleromorpha, Homosclerophorida, Plakinidae. The record is from RefSeq and is a predicted model, not a curated record.